Microplitis demolitor is the source of this 3988-nucleotide messenger RNA. It is a transcript of the gene Kap-alpha1, whose product is annotated as importin subunit alpha-7. Gene Ontology annotation, cellular component: nucleus; cytoplasm; nucleoplasm. Gene Ontology annotation, molecular function: nuclear import signal receptor activity; protein binding. Bases 211 to 1809 code for a protein of 532 amino acids. Gene Ontology annotation, biological process: NLS-bearing protein import into nucleus. The record is from RefSeq and is a predicted model, not a curated record. Lineage: Eukaryota; Metazoa; Arthropoda; Insecta; Hymenoptera; Braconidae. The transcript has 5 exons.
UAUUUUAGUUGAUUACUGCUCCAGUGAUUCACUAACAUUCACCAAUACCAAUAAAACUGAUACGAACACAGAUAAAAUAUAUACACAUAUAUUUUAUAUAUUAUAUAUAUAUAUACCGUGUGAAAAAGUGUGGCGGUGAUCCCCUGUAGGCUGAUAUAUUCUUAUGAUAUCGUAUACACACAAGAGAUCUUACCGAAAUUAAACGCAAACAUGUCAACUGGACCUCAACACAAGUAUCGUUACAAAAAUGUGGGCUUGGACUCACAAGAAUUACGUCGUCGUCGUGAGGAAGAAGGAGUACAACUUCGUAAACAAAAACGAGAACAACAAUUAUCUAAAAGACGUAAUGUACCAGCAAUUGUUGCUGAUGAAGAAAAUAUUCCGGCCACUGAAGAGUAUCCUGUUCUGACACCUCUACCGCCAGCACAUCCGGUAAUUACUAAAGAGAUGGUAGAAGCUCUGUACAGUAAUAACAUAGAAGAGCAGGUAUCAGCAACGCAGAAAUUCCGUAAACUUUUGUCUCGAGAACCAAAUCCUCCAAUAGACGAAGUCAUACAGACGGGAAUCGUACCGCGAUUUGUUGAGUUUUUGAAAAACGAUUCAAACUGUACGUUGCAAUUUGAGGCAGCAUGGGCAUUGACGAAUAUUGCCAGUGGUACGUCACCACAGACGCAUAUGGUAAUUGAAGCUGGAGCAGUGCCGACCUUUAUCGGAUUAUUGAGCUCGAAUUACGAGGAUGUACAGGAACAGGCCGUCUGGGCUCUUGGCAAUAUCGCUGGUGACAGUCCGGAGUGUAGGGACCAUAUACUCAACAGUGGUAUACUAACACCAUUGCUUCAGUUACUUUCCAAGACCACGCGGCUCUCAAUGACACGGAAUGCCGUCUGGGCGCUGUCAAAUCUCUGCCGUGGCAAGAGUCCAGCACCGGUGUUCCAAAAAGUUGCGCCAUGUUUGCCUGUACUGGCUCAUCUACUCAACCACACAGACUUUGAUGUCCUCGCUGACACUUGCUGGGCACUGUCGUACCUCAGCGAUGGCCCGAAUGAAAAAAUCCAGGCUGUCAUUGAUGCCGGAGUUUGUCGUCGGCUUGUUGAGCUUCUGAUGCACGAGCAGCACAAUGUUGUCAGCGCGGCACUGCGUGCUGUAGGAAAUAUUGUCACCGGUGAUGACAUCCAAACCCAAGUUGUCCUCAACUGCUCAGUGUUGCCAUGUUUGUUGCAUCUGCUUAACUCUUCGCGCGAGACUGUGAGGAAAGAAGCUUGUUGGACGGUAUCCAAUAUCACUGCAGGAAAUCAUCAACAAAUUCAAGCUGUGAUUGAUGCUAAUAUUUUCCCUGUUUUGAUUGACAUACUCGGCAAAGCUGAAUUUAAAACUCGCAAAGAAGCCGCAUGGGCAAUAACAAAUGGAACGAGUGGCGGUACACCAGAACAGAUUCGUUACUUAGUUCUGCAGGGUUGUAUUCCACCGCUCUGUGAUUUGCUGACUGUCAUGGAUCCUAAGAUAGUCCAAGUUGCGUUGAAUGGACUGGAAAAUAUACUGAGACUCGGUGAACAAGAUGCCAGUCUUCAUAAUGGUGUCAAUCCCUACACGGUGAUAAUUGAAGAAUGCUAUGGCCUAGAUAAAAUAGAAUUUUUGCAAUCACAUCAAAAUAUGGAGAUUUACAAAAAAGCUUUUGAUAUAAUUGAACUUUACUUCGGUUCUGAAGAGGAAGAUUCACGAUGUGCGCCAUCAGUUGACGCGCAAGGUCAACAAUUCCAAUUCAAUGCUGCUGAUUCAUCACAAUUGCCAGUUCAAAACUUCCAAUUUUAAUUUUGCAUGAGCAUGAUGAUUUAUAAAAUCAUUUAAAUAUUAGUAAUAACAACAACAACAUCAAUGAUAACAGCAACACGUGUUUACGAGUUACAGAGUUCAUUCAUUUAAAUAAUAUUCGUCGAGUUUAAAAUCGUAUAAUAAAGACCAACGCUAACUUGGAUUUGAAAACGUGAUAAUUAUAUAUUUUACGGUGAUCAUUGUUUUCAUUGUUGAGUUUCUCAGCGUUUUCUCUCCAUUGAUGAGAAUUUAAAAAAAAAAUUACUAACAGAAAAAAAAAACAAUGACAGCCGUCAAUAGUACCCUAAAAAAAAUAAUUUUAAUUUCAUUAAUUAAUUUUUUUUUCCAUCUUUCUUUUUAUUAUCACCUGUUUUCUUAUCGUCUUAGCCAAAAUAUAUAUUAUAUUUAAAUAGAAAUACACAAUAUUGAAAAACAUUUUUUAGACUCGAGAUCAGUUCAAAGUCCCAAUUAUUGACCACUAUCACAAGUAUGCCAGACAUUACAUUUUUUUAAACGUAUUCUUUUAUUUGGAGUCUGUAAAAAAAAAUUAAUUAAAACAUUUUCUAUGAUCACUCAAACUUACAGUCGUAUUAUUUCUACGGAAUUGCGCAAAAUUAUUUUUUUGUUUAAAAAAUUUAAGUUAAUUAAAAUAUCUAGUGUCAAUAAUUGGGUCUUUGGCCUAUUAAUAGAAAUUAUACUUUCAUAUAAAUUAUUUUAUACAUUUUUUUUUUUGUCACUUUUAUCGGUAACGGAACUAAAAUCGAAAAUCAAUACUACACAAUUAAUUUAAGAUUUAAAACAAAAAUACUUAUAAAAACAAACAAAUACUUAACAAAAAAAAAAAAAAAAAAAAAAAAAAAAACUUAUACUGUGAAAAAGACUCUGGACACAUGUAACUUGUGUGACAUGGACUGAUGAUGCGUAUUAACAAGUAAUUGGAAAUUAAAAGGACUUCUUCAAUGACUUUUAGUAGGACGUACGUAUUAUUAUCAACAGGACAAACAUAACAAUACUAAGUCGAUACAAAUAACUACGCUACGUAAAAACGGAUGUACCCUCAUUAGUUAGAUACUCUAACGACCAAAUUUAAUAAAUUUUUUACUGUAAAUACGAAAAUCUCGUGAUUUAAAAAAAAGGACUUUUUAUACAGACUACCUGUGAUAGUCUCGUUUUCAUUUAAAUAUAUUUUAUUUUUUUUUAACCACUGCAUGAUUUACAUCAGGCGAUGAUAAAAAAAUACCAAAAUAAAAUAAUGAGACCGAGAUAAAAAAUAAAUUAUAAAUUAUAUCUAAUUACUAGUAAUGAUAAGGCGAAUUUUAUUUUUCUUCAUUGCAAUAAAUCAUAAGUGCUCUGUAUAAAAAGACCGUGACUGUAUAAAAUGUAUUUAUUAUUUAGGUUCGACAUUAUAUCAUUAUCAUUACUAUACUUAUUAUAAAGAAGAAGCCUAUUAUUACUAUUAUGUAUACAAUUAUAUUUUUUAGUUAUAUGCUUUGUCGGCGACAAUAAGUCGAUUCUCAUUGCCAAUUUAUGAUUAAAAAUAUAUAUAUAUAUAUUUUAUAAGAUUAAUUAAUCAAUUAGGCAUAGACAAUAUAUAUAUACAUACAAAUUUUAAUUGACAAUUAACUAGAAGCAACUUUUUUCUUACUCGGGUUUUAUCGUGACACUUGACGAUUAAAUCAUGCAACGUAAUUUUUUUUUUUUACAUGUUUUUAAAAAAAAAAAUAAUUGCUGAUAUUUUUUUUGCUGACAUAGAUUUUGAUCGAUUUUUAUUUAGAGUUAAAAAUAGUUAAAUAAAUAUGAUACUGGUUAGCAGACGUCUAAUAAUUUUUUGAUUUUUUUUUGAAUGAUAAAUUAUAAAAAAAAAAAAUAUUUUGAAAAAUUGCACAUGAAGUUUUUAAAAUUUUUUACAUGUGCAUAUUUUUAGUUUUUGUUUUUUUGUAAUUGAUUUGUUGAAAAAAAAAUCUUAAACUUAAUUGUCUGCUAACUUGAGAAUCAUAAAUAAAUAAGAGCGUAAAUUGGCAAUGGAUAAAAACUAACGAUGUGAUUAAGACAUAAAUAUUGUCGUGAAAUAAUACGGGGACUGUUGACUGCUACAUAAAACGAUAAUACAAAUACAUAAAAUUAUAUAAUGUACAACAACAACAACAAUAAUGAUAAUAAAUAUAUUAUUUACAUGAGA